UAACGUGAGUCAUAACCUCACCUCGUCAAUCGACGUACGCAUUUCAAUGUAAAUCCAUCAGUUUUUGAAUUUAUAUUACAAUGAUCGAGUCGUGUACAAAAAAGCGGAUGCUCAUAGCCGUCACUUUUUUAGGAGGGUUGAUGAUACUCGUCUUGAUUAUUGAAAGCAAUUGGACAGACACGGACAGCAGCAAGGCAUUUGUAGAGUCUGUCGAAAAGAAUUCGAGCUGUUAUCUCAAUGAAGAAUUUGAUGUGAUAUUAGAGUGUCAUCCGUGUACAGCUUUCGAAAUAGCGAGCGAAAGCAUCGGCGUCUGCAUUCAUACAAGCAACAAGGAAGUGUUGAAAUGUCGCAAGAGUGGUAUAACUGUAACCAGAAGUUGUGAUAAAGUUGCUUGGCUGGAGGAGCGCAGUUUCUGGAGAUUUGAAGGCCUUAUGUUUGGUCUCGCUGUCUUAUCUUGCAUCAGCGUCUACUGGAGGGAGAACAUCUUGCGGCAAAGAAUAGUCAGAAAAGUGGCUAGACAACUCAGAGCUAGUGUGUAGAUUGGCGGUACCGACCAGCUCA
This is a messenger RNA of Neodiprion virginianus, 561 nucleotides long. RefSeq names its product protein JTB (gene JTBR). Bases 81 to 539 code for a protein of 152 amino acids. Gene Ontology annotation, biological process: mitotic cytokinesis. Gene Ontology annotation, cellular component: centrosome; membrane; spindle. The transcript is spliced from 3 exons. Lineage: Eukaryota; Metazoa; Arthropoda; Insecta; Hymenoptera; Diprionidae. The record is from RefSeq and is a predicted model, not a curated record.